CGACAUCUCCGUCCCGAUUGAAAAUAGGAAAAGAGACCGCAACAACAGCAGUAAGGAGGACUCAAUCAACAAUCCUAAUAAAAUUGCUAAGGAGCGCUCUCUCCAACAGGCCAAGCAAGCUCCCGAGGACUCUAGUAAUUCUAUCCCACAAAACAACUCCACGCCUAGUCGAUCCUCUGUUACUGUCUUGUAAUCUCCCUCCAAGAAGAAGGCGGACAGGAAGGAAGCCGCGGCUACAUCCCAACAGGGACCGGGUUCAGUCGUCCGCUCUGAACUCUCCUGCAGGCUGGACCAGACACAAGAAAGAAAGAGGGGGAGGAGAGGGGUAUUGAAACAAAAUAUAAAAAUAUAAAUUAAAACUUCAAUAAAUAAAACAAAUAAACUAGAAAUUAAAAGAAUUCUAGUGAUAAUAAGAAUUACAUACAGAUAAAUAUCCAACUCAAGAGGUGCAACUGGACUAACUAUACGAAUCUAAUUUUUAAUAGAUAAAAACUAAGUAAGGAUAACUUAAGUGUUUAGUUAUAAGAACAGUAGUAAUAACAAGGAAAUUAAAUAAGAAUUAAAUGAGAGAAGAAUCGGUUGAGUUUAAACGAUUAUACAGUUUAUUUGGGACAUGACUCAUUAGAGUUAUACCUGCUGGAAUUAAAAAAAAAAAAAAAAACUUAUCAGCUUUAAUAAACUUCAAUAAUCAUUGGUGAACUUUACUUAAAUUACAAAUAUAUAUAUACAAUUCAAUUUUUUAUGUUUAAUUUUGUAGUGGAGUAUUUGAAUAAUUUACGUUUAAAUAUAAUCAAAAUGUCUUUUACGGCGUCAUUUGGAUAUUUGUUGAUGCAGCGUAAUAAUGCUUCAGAAACUAGUUCUAGUUCCGAUGAAGAGUGGAAUGUAAUUUCACAAAAUCGCGAUCGUGAAAAGCGAAAACUUAGGCCACGUAUUAUUGAUUAUGGGAGUGUAAUUGAUCGUUAUUCAGAAGAAGAAUUUAAAAGCCAUUUCAGACUUUCAAAAAACACAUUCAAUUAUUUGCACGAGUUAAUACAAGAAGAUUUAGUUCGACGUAUUCCUGGAUGCCCUACAAUUUCUUCUCGUCAUCAAUUGAUGAUAGCGCUGUAGUAAAUGGCUACAACGGAUUCUUAUAGAUCAGUUUGUGACAGAUUUAACGUGGGACGAGCUACUGCUGUAAGAGCUGUACGUCGAGUUUGUCGCGCUUUAUUUAUAAGAGCCCCAAGAUUUAUACAAUGGCCUACGGAAGAUCGUGCUGUUAAGUUGAUGCGUGGGUUUGAAAGAUCAAGUGGCUUUCCUAAAACAAUAGGAGCUAUUGAUGAAACUCACAUUCGUAUAAAUGCUCCAAAACAAAAUCCAGCAGAUUAUAUCGAUCGGAAAGGAUUUCAUUCUAUUCAGUUACAGGACGUAUGUGAUCAUAGGACUCUGAUAACACAUUGUUAUGCUGGUCACCCUGGAUCUGUUCAUAAUCGAAGAGUUUUUCGCUUAUCAGAAGUUGCAGAUUACCUGAAUGAUGAUGAUGCGUUCCCAGAAGACAGUCAUAUUCUAGGCGAUGCUGCAUAUGAAAUACAUCAGCAUUUACUUACUCCUUAUCGGGAUAAUGGAUAUUUAAGUGGAAAACAAAAAAAGUAUAAUUAUUGCCAUUCAUCUGCACGAGUGACUAUUGAAAGAUGUUUUGGUUUGUUGAAAGGACGAAUGAGGAGUCUAUUACAUUGUCUACCAAUGACAAGGGUAGAUUCAAUGGCAGAGUACAUUGUUGCAUGCUGCGUAGUUCAUAAUAUCUGUAUUUUACGAGAAGAUGAAAUAAUUGUCGUUACUAUGCCUGAAUGUAAUCAAGAAAAUAAUAGAAAUUGUUUGCGUGAAGUAAGGCGAAAUGCAGGAAUUCUUAAAAGAGACGUUAUCAUGAACUACUUGUAAAAAU
Molecule: messenger RNA, 1918 nt
Organism: Athalia rosae (coleseed sawfly)
Lineage: Eukaryota; Metazoa; Arthropoda; Insecta; Hymenoptera; Athaliidae
Product: putative nuclease HARBI1
Exons: 5
Coding region: 1111-1914 (267 amino acids)
Source: RefSeq, a predicted model, not a curated record